AUGAUAGUGGAUACAAUAAUUAUGGAACUUGAAAAAAUCAUGAAUCAUUUAAAUGUAGCAUGAAAUCUUUAAAAUAAGCACCUCCAGUCUGUCAUUUUUUGCAAGGGUAAUGAAUGUACCUCAUGUCCACAUCAUUUAAAAAGUUUUAUUCAUUAUUGUACUCAUUUAAAAUCUAGGAGUGAUUAUUGUACUGAUAGCUCGUCAAUUAUAUUAUUAGGAUUAUAUUAUUGAAAUUAACUUGUUUGGUAAAUGGGAAAUGGAUACAAUUUUGAGAGGAUUUUAACCAAAUUACAGUUUUUUUUACGAAACAAAGGAAUAUCAAAUAGAAGCAUUUCGAUUGGAUAUCAAACAUGACAGUCAUUGUAAAAUAGAAUAAAAUUGAAAAACAAAAAGUUUGAAUUGAGCAAAAAAGGGAAAUUCAGAGUGCUUAAACUACAUAGAAGAAGUCUUGUAUGAUAUCAAAAUAAUUGAAAACUUAAAGCAUGUUUGAGAGAAGACACCUUAAAACACUUGGAGCAAUACUUGUUGCAAGCUCUCUAUCAAACAUUAUCACGAUUGUCAUGAUUACAUCCGAGGUGCCUUCAAAAACUUCAAACCAGAGGGCGCUACAGGGGUAUCAUUGUGAUGACGCCCCAUCUGAGGAAAUAAAGGGGCACAGACAUUGUAAUGUGUAUGAUGUCACAAACGAGUGCUCCGAGUGGUUUCCUUGUAUCUUGAUGAAUACCACUGAGUCGCCAUCUAUCUGUGUCUAUACAAUGAAUCGCGACAAUGUCAUAUCGGCAUGGCUCGCAAAACGUGGAAUAUGGGAACAGCAUGUCAUUUUUAAGAUUCUGGAUAUCCUUCGGUCUAACAAAGAAUAUGGAUUCAUCGAUCUUGGCGCUAAUUUAGGUACACACACUAUCCCAGCUGCAUCACUAAAGCGAAAGGUCAUCGCCGUGGAGCCAUAUUACGACAAUGUCCUGCGGCUUCAUAAAUCAGUUCGAAUGAAUAACUUAGAAGGUUAUGUCACGGUUCUGUUGAAUGCAAUAUAUGACAAACGCACAAAUAUAUCAUUUAUUGAAAAUAAGAAUAGCAACAUGGGGAGCACCCAGGUGAGAGAGACAGUCCAGUAUGAGAUCUCCCCUGAAAAGAUUAAAAAACAUGAAAUAGUUGAGACUAUAUAUGUGGACGAUCUUUUGGAAGUUGUUGAUUUUAAAGCGGGAGUUAUGAAGAUUGAUAUUGAGAAUUGCGAAUGUGAAGCUUUUGAGGAAGCUUCCGAGUUGUUCAAUACAGUUUCCCUGGCCUAUGUAUUCAUGGAGUGGCCAGGAGAAUGGAUGGGGUAUGUUGAAUGGAAUCGAGUCCAAGGUAAAUGUGAUUUAAAAAACAUUGUACAGUUUUUCACAAGCCGUGGUUAUGAACCAUUUCGAACUUUAGACGAUACACAGCUUCCUGUCCAAACAUGGAAGAUCUGGGCCCCGCAACAGUAUAAUAAAGAAGUUGAUAUUUACUGGAAGCUUAACCCUGCUAAAGCCAAGACACACAAACAUGUUGUAAAUGAGGUUGACGAUGCAUUGGAAGAUGUAAAUGAUGAUUCCUAUGUAAAUAGUGAAGAUAUAGAGGAGUCAGCUGAGGAUGGUGUUUACAUAGCUGAAGAAACUGAAAGUGCAGAAACUGUAGAUGUGGAACAAUUGUAGUUUCAUGUUGAACAAUUGCAGUUUCA
Messenger RNA from Owenia fusiformis, 1699 nucleotides. The record is from the annotation of a GenBank genome assembly. Lineage: Eukaryota; Metazoa; Annelida; Polychaeta; Sabellida; Oweniidae.